Molecule: messenger RNA, 603 nt
Organism: Torulaspora globosa
Lineage: Eukaryota; Fungi; Ascomycota; Saccharomycetes; Saccharomycetales; Saccharomycetaceae
Gene: YKT6
Product: palmitoyltransferase YKT6
Exons: 1
Coding region: 1-603 (200 amino acids)
Biological process (GO): endoplasmic reticulum to Golgi vesicle-mediated transport
Cellular component (GO): Golgi apparatus; membrane
Molecular function (GO): SNAP receptor activity
Source: RefSeq, a predicted model, not a curated record
AUGAAGAUCUACUACAUUGGAGUGUUCCGCAAUGGGGGCGAAAGGGCGCUCGAGCUCACGGAAGUGAAGGAUUUAUCGCAGUUUGGGUUCUUCGAGAGAAGCAGUGUGGGACAGUUUAUGACGUUUUUCGCAGAGACGGUGGCCACCAGGACCGCCGCAGGCCAGAGACAGAGCGUCGAAGAGGGCAAUUACAUCGGACAUGUCUACGCCAGAGCGGAAGGGCUCUGCGGCGUGCUCAUCACCGACAAGGAAUACCCUGUUAGGCCGGCGUACACGCUGCUGAACAAGAUAUUGGACGAGUACGCGAUUGCACACCCAGCCAGCAGCUGGAAGUCGGUUGCGCAGACCAACGACUCGCUGAAGAUGCAAAACUUGGAUAUGUACAUUAAGAAAUACCAGGAUCCGUCCCAGGCGGACGCGAUCAUGAAGGUCCAGCAGGAAUUGGACGAGACCAAGAUCGUGUUGCACAAGACCAUCGAGAACGUGCUGCAGAGGGGCGAGAAACUGGACAACCUGGUCGACAAGUCCGAGUCGCUCACCGCGAGCUCCAAGAUGUUUUACAAGCAGGCCAAAAAGACCAACUCGUGUUGCAUUAUCAUGUAG